This is a messenger RNA of Didymodactylos carnosus, 972 nucleotides long. The record is from the annotation of a GenBank genome assembly. Lineage: Eukaryota; Metazoa; Rotifera; Eurotatoria; Philodinida; Philodinidae.
AUGAAACGUAAAGUUACAAUUACUUUUGAUCGUCCCGAAACUUCCUUUUAUUUUUGUGAUGAAAUUCUGUCGGGUACAAUUGAUUUCGAUUCAUUUCAUGAUUUGAAAAUAGAUAAAAUAAAGGUGACGUUGGUUGGUGAAGCUGCUUAUACUGUUGGUAAAACUCGGACAAAAUUCUAUCAUGUACCAUUUCUACGACGAAAACUCAUUAUGACUCCAUUUCCCGAACAAGUGAGUGAGGAUCAUUAUUCUUGGCCAUUUUCCAUUCAAUUACCGUAUACGUCGCCACCAACGAUCAAUUUAAUACAAUCUUAUCCAAGUAUACGCUAUUAUCUUGAAGUUGUAGUUAUUAAAUCAUGGUAUAAAUUAGCACAAAGAGAAACAAAACAGUUUAUUAUUAUUCCCCACACAACGAAUGUUCAAUAUCCCACAAUAGUCACAAAUCAUAAUCGUAAAGGAGUUGUUUUGAUUGGAAAGGUGGAUAAAGGAGAAUAUUUUCCAGGUGAAACUAUCAUUUCCACAUUAAAAAUUAAUAAUCCUAAACAAGUCGUUAUAAAACAUAUAGACGUUGCUUUAGUUGAAUGUCUCGAAGUGUCUCAUGAUAUUAGCGAGCAUAUUUUAUCGACAAUUACUCUGCCGAAUAUUGUAAACAGACAUGAUGAAUCGAUCUUAGAUACAUUUUCAAUUAAAAUACCCUCAGAAAUCUAUUUACCACCGUCGUAUGCUUACAUGUUUCAUGUUCAUGGACAAAAAAUUCAUAUUGAUAUUACAUAUAGACUCAAAUUUUUAGUAAAAGCGGAAGGUGUUCUUACAGACUUCAAAGCUAUAUUACCGAUUACAAUCGGAUCAAAUUAUCAUCCUACAAAUAAUUUCACUCAUCAAUUUUUUUAUGCAAUAGAAACAGAAGAAUUGCCGCCACAAUACGAAUCACCUCCAACCUAUGAAUCUCUAUUUCAGUCAGAUUCAUUUUGA